This is a messenger RNA of Solanum dulcamara, 564 nucleotides long. Its product is annotated as agamous-like MADS-box protein AGL29. Gene Ontology annotation, molecular function: protein dimerization activity; DNA-binding transcription factor activity, RNA polymerase II-specific; RNA polymerase II cis-regulatory region sequence-specific DNA binding. The transcript has a single exon. The coding region runs from base 1 to 564 and encodes 187 amino acids. Gene Ontology annotation, biological process: regulation of transcription by RNA polymerase II. NCBI's taxonomy places the organism in Eukaryota, Viridiplantae, Streptophyta, Magnoliopsida, Solanales, Solanaceae. The record is from RefSeq and is a predicted model, not a curated record.
AUGGAGAAUAAGAAAUCAGCAGGACGUCAAAAAAUUCCAUUAGCAAAAAUAGAAAAAGAAGCUACUCGAUACUCUUCAUUCUCUAAACGACGUUGUAGCUUAUAUGAAAAAGCUAGUAAACUUGUUAGAGAAUGUGAUGUCGAUCUUGGAAUUGUUAUGUUUUCGCCGAAAGGUAAACCGUAUUCCUUAGUUCAUCCAACUAGUAAUGCAGUCAUCGAUCGUUUUAUAAAUCCUACAGCAGAAUUAAGUGCAGGUGACCAAAUGGUUGCUGAACAAGCACGAAAAAAAGUAACUCAAAAUAAUAAUAUGCUUAAUGAAUUUGAGAAAAGAGAAAAGAAUGCAAAUGAAAAAAUACUCUUUUUUGACCAAAUGAACGAGACUAGAGAUAAAGGUUGGUGGGAGUUCAUAGACCAAUUCAAUAAAGAUGAUGCAACCAAGUAUGAUGCUUGGUUAACUUCUGGUGAAUUUAUGUUGAAAAACCAAUUGAAGCAGCUUGAAAAUGGAGCUUCGUCCUCCUCACAGUUUCCACCAGAUGAUGCAAAUAACUCGUCUAAAGCUUUUUAG